AUGAAGAAUGCGAGUACGAAUUUUGGUGAACCAUUGAGUAUUGAAUCGCGAAAAUUGGUUAAUGAAUUACGCUUAAAAAUUAAUCAACCAAUUCAUCCAAAUUUUGAUACCGAUUUCAACCUAUAUCGGUUUAUUUUGGCUGCAGAAAGGGCACAUAAAAAAGAAAAAGAAAUUAUCGAUGUUGCAGCGAAAGCAAUCAACAGUCACCUCAGAAUACGGAAAGCUUUAAACCUGGAUCAUCAACCAGAUGUGCCAUUUGAAAAGAAUGAAUUAUUCAAAAAUAGAUAUCUUCCAAUGGGUCAAAUAUUAUCCGUGACGGACAGUUCGAAUAGGUUAUUGUGGUAUGUCGAAUAUGCGACUAUUAAUGUUGAGCCUCUGGCUCAUAUUUUUCGAAGCUCACAUUCAAUCCGGUUGCAAUUCUUACAGUAUGAACACAUGCUACGGACAGUUAAUAAACAGGAGGAAAAAACGGGAAAGCUUAGUGGUUUGCGGCAUAUUGUCGACCUUUCCGGAUAUGAAAUCAAUCCAUUUAUGAUGCUCUUCGUUACAAAUGGUUCACUGACCUAUUAUUCACAUCUUUUUCACUACGAAAACUAUCCUGAACUGGUCGGACCAAUAGAUAUGGUUAAUAUAGCCAAAUGGAUUCAUGUGCCAUAUAAAAUUGUGCGAACAAUGAUGCCAAUGGGUUUUACGGAACGUUUCCGUCUACACGAUGAUAAUUUCUUAGGAGCUUUAAAAGAUAUAAAAAUUGAAGAUAUUCCUACCACCUUGGGAGGAAAAAAUGAGCAUAUUCGAUGUACUCCCGCAAUAAAAGUUACAUCUGAAAUGCACUGGAAGCCAACAAAUAUUGAAUUGUUAAGCAAUCUGGAAACUAUUCAUAUACCACCACGAAAAACUAGACAGAUCCACAUCGAUAUUACAGAAAGCCACAGACGUAUGGCUUGGUAUUUCACAACUGAUGGCGAAAUUAAUUUUGGUAUCUUUUAUCAGCCAUUCGAAGAAUUACCAUCAACAGGUGCAAUAAAUCACAUGCGAACAACAGAAAAAGAAAUUGAUACAGAUCAACUCGAAAUGAUCUACCCCUGGUUCAAACUAAGUGCAAAAUUGGUCCACGAAACCGAUUCAGUUGAAUGUAUUCAACCAGGUCGCUACUGGAUGAUUUUUUGUAAUAAACUCUCAUGGCUUCAUCGUAAAACUAUUAAUUUAAGUGUACAGAUUGCUGAUAACAAUUUCGACAAUAUAAAACGAUAUCAUACGGAUGGUACUUACAGUAAUUCCAAGUUAUUUGAAUUUCCAAAUAUUCAACUUUAUUCCUUAAUUUAA
This is a messenger RNA of Dracunculus medinensis (Guinea worm), 1323 nucleotides long. The record is from the annotation of a GenBank genome assembly. NCBI's taxonomy places the organism in Eukaryota, Metazoa, Nematoda, Chromadorea, Rhabditida, Dracunculidae.